CUUCCAGGCCCAGGCCAUGGUGGACAUAAUCCAAGCCCUGGACUGGACGUACGUCUCCACCGUGGCCUCAGAAGGCAGCUAUGGGGAGAAAGGAGUUGAGGCCUUCACACAGCUCUCCAAGGAAGCAGGUGGAAUCUGCAUCGCCCAGUCUUUGAAAAUUCCCCACAACCCCAAGACGGAGGAUUACGACAAAACCAUCCAGCAGCUGCUGGAGACACACCACUCGCGGGCAGUCAUCAUCUUUGCCAAUGAAGAGGACAUACGAGGGGUUCUCAAUGCUACCAAGAGGGCCAAUCAGGUGGGCCAUUUCCUGUGGAUUGGAUCCGACAGCUGGGGGUCCAAGAGCAGUCCGAUCCACCAACUGGAGGACGUGGCGGUGGGAGCGAUCACAAUCCUGCCCAAACGCUCCUCCAUUAAAGGAUUUGAUGAAUACUUUACUGCACUCACCCUGGAGAACAAUCGCAGGAACGUGUGGUUUGCUGAGUUUUGGGAGGAAAACUUUGACUGCAGGCUGCUCAGUGCUUCAAAGCGAGAGGAUUCCAGCCGCAAAUGCACAGGCCAGGAGCGCAUCGGGAUCGACUCCAGGUACGAGCAGGAGGGGAAGGUGCAGUUUGUGAUUGACGCGGUGUACGCCAUGGCCCACGCGCUGCACAACAUGCACAGGGACUUAUGCCCCGAUCAUCCUGGCGUUUGUCCACAAAUGGAGGCUGCAGAUGGAAAGACUCUGCUGAAGUACGUCCGCAACACCAGCUUCAACGGUAGCGCCGGCACCUCUGUUGUGUUUAACAAGAACGGCGAUGCUCCGGGACGCUAUGACCUGUUCCAGAUCCAGAUGACUAACUCCUCUACCCCGGAAUAUAAGGUGGUGGGACAGUGGGUGGAGAGCCUUCAGCUCAGGCUGGAGGAGCUUCAGUGGCCAGAUGGUGAGCAGGAGGUGCCCAUCUCGGUGUGUAGUCUACCCUGCAAAACUGGGGAGCGGAAGAAGAAAGUAAAGGGCAUGCCAUGCUGCUGGCACUGCGAGCUGUGUGAUGGCUACCAGUACCAGUACGACGAGACUUCCUGCAGGUUAUGUGCUUACGACAAGAGGCCCAAUUCUAACAGAACAGCCUGCCAGCUCAUCCCAAUCAUCAAGCUGGAGUGGCACUCACCUUGGGCAGUCAUCCCYGUUUUCCUGGCCAUGCUCGGAAUCAUCGCCACCAUCUUCGUGAUGGCAACGUUCGUGCGCUACAAUGACACACCAAUAGUGAGGGCGUCUGGCCGAGAGCUGAGCUACGUGCUGCUGACCGGCAUCUUCCUCUGCUACAUCAUCACCUUCCUCAUGAUUGCUAAGCCUGACGUGGCCGUCUGUGCGUUCAGGAGGAUCUUUCUGGGCCUGGGCAUGUGCAUCAGCUACGCUGCCCUGCUCACCAAGACCAAUCGGAUCUAUAGGAUCUUUGAGCAGGGCAAGCAGACGGUCACRGCCCCUCGCUUCAUCAGUCCCACAUCCCAGAUUGCCAUCACUUCGAGUUUAAUCUCUGUGCAGCUGCUAGGGGUGCUGGUGUGGUUUGCCGUCGACCCGCCAAACACUAUCAUUGACUACGAUGAGCAAAGAACCAGAAACCCCAUAUUGGCCCGCGGAGUGCUGAAGUGCGACAUCACRGACCUCCAAAUCAUUUGUUCGCUGGGCUACAGCAUCCUGUUGAUGGUGACCUGYACCAUAUACGCCAUCAAGACAAGGGAUGUACCAGAAGAUUUCAACGAAGCCAAGCCCAUUGGCUUCACCAUGUACACCACCUGCAUAGUGUGGCUGGCUUUCAUCCCAAUUUUCUUUGGCACAGCCCAGUCGGCGGAGAAGCUGUACAUUCAAACCACCACUCUGACCAUCUCCAUGAACCUCAGUGCCUCGGUCGCACUGGGCAUGCUCUACAUGCCCAAGGUGUACAUCAUUAUCUUCCACCCUGAGCUGAACGUCCAGAAGAGGAAGCGUAGCUUCAAGGCUGUGGUCACCGCUGCCACAAUGUCAUCCCGUCUGUCUCAGAAGCCCAGCGAGAGGCCCAACGGCGAGGCCAAGACGGAGCUGUGUGAGAACCCUCCUGCUGCUGCUGACCCCAUGAGUCAAGCAACCAAGAAAACAUAUGUGAGUUACAACAACCUCAGGAUCUGAUGUUCUUGGAAACAAAUGUUUUUUUGUUCUUUAGUUGUGAUUGGAAAAAGCAAAGGGAAGCUGCGAGAUCAGAGGGAAGAAAAACAAAGAGAGCGCAGGCAUCCCAGCACCACCUGCAGUACCUAUGCACUCCAGGACUGUGGAUUGCAUCCAACCCUCAUCGAGACCUGAUGCAUGAGUCCCAACAGACACUACAGAGGAGUUCUGAGCCUGUGUGUGAGGACUGGGUCGACCCUCAGAACCAAACUGCARGUUGUAAACUUGUGUUUGUGCCCCGCCCAUUUCACCGUCUCUGACAGAGAUGAACUCACCUGCUGAGGGGGGUCACCAAUGACGGGGAGAAACACACAAAAAAAAAAAAACCCGACAGCGGAUUUGCUUCAAGAUAUUUUCUUUUUGAAAUGUCAUUAAAGCCAUAUUCUCUUGAGGUGUCCAUUACCUGAUUUUACUUUUUUUUGUAUUGUUUCAGUGAUGUUUUUUUAUUUUUAUUUUCUGUGCCUCUUUUCUGUCAGAGUUGGUUUAAAUGACCUUGAACAGCGAGCUCUGCCACUUAUAACUUUUUUCUUUGAAACAAAUUCAACCCUAUUUUUUUUCUUUGUUUUUUUAUGUUGGAGUGAUGGGCAUUGUGAGUAUAUAUACAUAUAUAUAUUUUGUAAAUAUUUGAGAGUAUUUUCAUGUUUUGAGAACACAAAAUAGAUAUCCAGUCUUUGUUCUGUUUGGAUUUGGAUGGUAACGAAAAGCACCACAAAGUGUUCACUUUGCAUGUGCCAAUGUAUGUCUGUUCUAUUUGAUGUAAACUUGACAAAAAAAGAAGAAAAUAAAAGAAGAGAAAAAAAAUAAAAAUGAGAAAUAAAUUCAGAAACUUGACGAUGAGCUUCUGCAUCCUUCUGCAGUUUGUUUUCCUUCAGCAGGUGUGAACUCUGUUAAAAUAUGGAAUAUGGCUUUAAAGUGUUUCUGGAAGCAUGUUUGUUUUCUAUAGUUUUGUACCGGGUCUGUUUGACCUGAUGAAGGGGGAACAUUCACAUCAGCAGUCAUGCAAGUAUGUUGUGAUGUCUGUCAAUUUAUGAACAUGUAAUAAUAAUAAUAAAAAAAGCGUUUGUUAUUGUUUAUACAAUGAAACUGAGCAACA
Molecule: messenger RNA, 3272 nt
Organism: Austrofundulus limnaeus
Lineage: Eukaryota; Metazoa; Chordata; Actinopteri; Cyprinodontiformes; Rivulidae
Gene: grm7
Product: glutamate metabotropic receptor 7
Biological process (GO): G protein-coupled receptor signaling pathway
Cellular component (GO): membrane
Molecular function (GO): G protein-coupled receptor activity
Source: RefSeq, a predicted model, not a curated record